Molecule: messenger RNA, 1050 nt
Organism: Nematocida minor
Lineage: Eukaryota; Fungi; Microsporidia
Exons: 1
Coding region: 1-1050 (349 amino acids)
Source: RefSeq, a predicted model, not a curated record
AUGGGAAAAGAAAGACGGUGUAGAGAAAUUCCCUCGUACGAAAAAGGAGACAUAAUGCUCAGAGAGGACCGGCUGGUAGGCAGCAAACUGCUGCAGGAGAUAGAUAUAAAGAAGGCAGCGAUAGUGGUAGACAAGCCAUCGCACGGAUAUUUGGAAGAAAUAAAAGAAGAGGUAAAAGAGCAAUAUCCCGAUAUAGAAAUAUCUCUUGUUGAUGAAUCAGCAGAAAAUAGCAGCAGCUCAAACAUGCCCGCAGAGGGCUCUCUGAUCCUGUGCACGUACAGCCAGUACUUAAAAGACAGAAGCAUCGAAAACAGCAGAUCGCACAUUGUCUUUGUGAACAUCCGAAAGUCCGCAGACAAAGAGACUAUCAUAUCAGAGGGAAAGAAAAAAGAGUACAGCUUCUACUUUGUUAGCAACAUAUACAAAAUAGAAAGCACGGAAGAGCUAAAAAAAAUUGGCGUAAAAAGAGUGCUGCCUCUGAAAGAGGGAUUUGGUCUUGCACGAAGCUCUCUGGCAUUCGCACGAACACACGAAAUAAUAUUUGCAGGAGCGCCGCAUCUCAGAAGAAAUGCUUUUGUUAUUGCCCUGGAGCGGAACAUCACAGUCCCGUGCAUCGUGCUCACCGAAAAGGAAAGCGAGAUAGAAGAUGUCCAGGAGGCAAUCGACAGCGUUGGCAGCUUGGUAAAUAAAAGCACCGCAGACAUCAGCGAAUAUCUAAGCAGAAAAAAGUGGAUUUUUAUAACAACGCACGCUGAGCUGCUGAAAAUAAUCAGAAGAAGCACCUUCAAAACAGUGAGAAGCAUCACAAAGUGCGUGGUAGCGUACGAGGGAACAGAUAGAACCAUGCACUUGAUCGCAAUGCACCAGACAGCACAGCACGUGUUCUCAAUGAUAACAACAAAAGAUAGAGGAAAAUCAAAAAAGAUAGUGGAAAUUCUCCCAAAGUACGGAAUAAUUCUCGAGGAGCAUGCAGAGAUUCUAAGAAACUCGUACGAAAGAGAAAAGAACAAAAAGAGUGCAGACACCCCUUCUGAAAAUCCUUCUUUAUAA